Messenger RNA from Leptidea sinapis, 3989 nucleotides. Its product is annotated as gem-associated protein 5-like. The record is from RefSeq and is a predicted model, not a curated record. Lineage: Eukaryota; Metazoa; Arthropoda; Insecta; Lepidoptera; Pieridae. Gene Ontology annotation, molecular function: protein binding. The transcript is spliced from 18 exons. Bases 201 to 3815 code for a protein of 1204 amino acids.
AACACCGGCGGGCGGUGACAACCGGCGAUUUGCGGACUGUGCUGCGGUUGCGACCUGUGAUUAUUUGAUUGUGACUCUCUGUUUGUACAUAUUCUUGUGGAAAAUAAAACCAUAGCUUUUCAUUUAUUAUUAUAGUAUAUUGUCCGUAUUACGGUAGCAUUAGAUUUAAUGUACGUUAAUCAGAUUUCUCAAUCAAUAUAAUGGAGGAAACAAUAGUAAUUCCCUCCCCAAAUUGGUACAAAUCCUCUGUUAUUGCUGUUAGUUCCGAUGGAUGGGUGAUUUAUGGUGGUCCAAGUAGAAGUCUUUGUGUUCUUAUACCAGUCUCUUUUGAAACGAGUAAGGAUGGACGUUUUAUAGCACAUGUGGUUAAACAAGCACAUGGAGAGAAGAUUGUUAGUGUUGAUAUUUCACCAGAAUGGCCCGAAAAACGCAAUAUUCUUGUCGGAAGUUCAGAUGGCAUGGUAAAACAAUGGUCUCUUGUAGAAGUUGAUAAUUCUCUUCAAGCAAAAUGUAUACAAAGCCAUAAUAUUCACCAGAAGGAAAUGGAGGAAGUUGUUGGAGUUGGAUAUUGUGAUUCAAGUAAAGCUGUAACACUUGGAAACUUUGGCAACAUAGUUAGAUGGGAUAUCAAAUCAAACCUUGUCCAAGCUAUGCCCCGUUUAUUGAAAGGAACAAAACCAUCAUGCAUGUCUUGUUCUCCCCAUAGGUGUUUAAUAGUAGCUGUUGGUACAAAGCAGGGUGUUGUUAUAGUGUUGGAUUUGAAUGGUGGGGGUAGAGUUUUAUAUAAAGUAAGAGGUCAAAAUGAUGAAAUUCUUUCCGUAUCUUGGUGUCCCCAAUAUGAAGUUUGUCUGAAAAAAUUGGUUGAUUUUUGUGAAGAGGAAUCUGUUCUAGCAAAAAGGCUGGCUAAAAUUAGAGAAGUUGGAUCAAAGACCAAAAAUCAUUCAGGCAUAUUAAAAGAUCUACCUGAUGAUAGUUUUGAUGAAACAAUUGUAGAAGAAGAUGAUACAUUUGAUAUAUACAAGGACCAUGAAGCAAAUGAGUUUGGUCACAAGAAAUAUGAGCCUGAAGAAGUUUUAGUUAAAGUUGCGGAAAAGAACGCACCAGAGGAUGACUUUCUUGCUGAAUGUUUGAGGUUAAAAAAAGAUUUAUUAGAUAGGAAAAAUAAAGAAGAAGAAACCAUUACAGGCUUAGUGGAAGCACUUGAUAAUACACACAUGAAGAAUGUAUCAUCAAAAUGUACAAGUUCAAGUGCUGUGUCAAAUGAGAAUUCUGAAACGGAAGACAUUAUUAAACAAGAGGAUGCUAGUUCUCAUAAACAUAAAAAUCUCUUAGCUUCAAUAGGAAAGACUGGGGGCUUGAGAAUAUGGUCAAGGAGUGGUAAAUUGGUUGCAAGCUGUUCGAUACCUAUUGGACAACAAAAAAAUAAAGUUACACAUUCAGAUGUCAAAUGGGCCACAGUGUUAUGGUACAAACCUGACUUACUUCUGAUAGCAGAUGGGAGGAGUCAACUGCUAAAAUGUAAUCCUCUACAAAUUAACAGCAAGACCAAAUUAAGAUGGAAAAUGAUUCACAAUCUACAUCAAAGUGGUCUCUUCUGUAUUGCAUCAAAUGCACCAAGAAUUCAGAAUACAAUAUGUCAACAGGAUGGCGAAAUAUCAAAUAAGAUUGAUGAAAAGUGUGAAAUCAAUGGGAAUGUAAACAGUGAUAAGUGGAUUAUCUGGACAGCAUCACAAGAUAGAGACGUUAUAUGCUAUUCGGUUGAGAAGGAUGAAGUUAUUGCAUAUUAUAAGUCCUGUGGUAGUUUUAUAUACGCAAUAGAGGCUUGUCCGUAUGAUGCUAGAAGAUAUGCUAUGAGUAUUGGCGAUGGCUCAGUCCGGCUUUUAGAGAUGGACCUAUCCGAAGAUGAAACAAAACUAAAUGUUACCACAGUGGUAUCAUAUUUUCAAAAUGUUCAGGGUAAAGUGCUCACAGUUGCGUGGCAUCCCACUGAAGAGAAUCUCUUGGCGUUUGCUACCGCUGAAUCCAGGGUGGGCCUGAUAGAUGCUAGUCAAAACAAAAAGAGAUCAGCAACAACCCUCCGGCCAACUGCACAGCGUUCAAUAUAUUCUUUGAGUUGGGGGCCAGAUAGGCAGCUCUUUACCUGCGGGGGUGGUGAAGUCACUGUAUAUGAUACCAAACAUAUUGAUAGUGAGCCGUGGGUUUUGAAAGUAGUGUGGGAACAGAAAGUAUGGAAACCUUGUGUGGUGAAGUAUACAUCUCGAGGCAUCCUGGUUGGCAGUCGUGAUGGAGCCAUCGCAGUACUGGACCUCGAUACACUUCAACCCGUAGCAGCUAGCUUCGUUUUUGGGAACAUAAUCCACCAUGUAGAUUGGCACCCACAACAGACAUCUGAAUCCUGUGAACUCUCGCCACUUAGAGAUCUGAUUGCAGUGAGCUCACUAGACAAAAUACACACAGUAAAUAUUAUCCAGUAUAGUGAGAAAGAUGAUGGUAAGACGCUCACUAUGUGGAAGGCUCUCACCGGUCACAAUUUACCCGUGCAUCAUGUCGUGUGGAACCCUCACCGCGAUAAUUAUUUACUGUCCACCUCACAAGACCGUACUGUGCGAGUGUGGGACGUAGUAGCUGGGACUUGUGUGAGUGUAUUCAGUGGGCACGGGGCUUGGACGGUGGGUGCCGCGUGGUGCUCCUUCCCCGCCGCGUGGGACUCCGUGUUAUCGGGUGGUGCUGACUGCUGCGUGAGGUUAUGGAGUUCCCGGGACUUCCCCGCAGACCUGCACCAAGAUGACCACGGACCGAAGAAGGAGAAGAAGAAGAAGAAGAAAGAUAAGAAGGCAGAUGAUACUGAGGAAAACCUAGAAGAGAACAUGGCCAUCCAUGCGACCGCUAUUGCCAAGCCCAAACAAAGGUUCCUUCUGCCAUAUGUGAUGAGUAGCAUGAAAUUGGUGACGCCCGAGAAGUUUCAGGAAAUGGCGCACAGAUUUUUGGGCACUAUCCCAGCGAAUGGCAACGAUGGGCAUCAUCGUUAUAUGAAAAUAUUUGGGAACACUAAUGAUUUUAACUCCAUUUUGGAUUCCGAAUUCGAAUGGCAUUUAGAGAAACAUAGAAUUGAGGCGGCAAUCAUGUUGUUAAUAUUCCGAGGUGAAAUGUCUGCGGCAAUGGAACUUGCGAGCGAGAAAGACUACCUGUGCCCUUUCCUUAUUUCACUUGCGCCUUGCGUUUCCUUCAAAUUUUGGAAAGACACGAUGCAGCUGUACGUCGCGCAGAUAGAGAGGAUGAUGGCGAAAGGGGACGUGGAGUUUAUUGGAAGACAGGUGGAUUAUGGCGGCAUUCAGUUGCGCAAGGCUGCGACGCUGCUCAGCCUGCAUGACGUCACCUCGGCUGUGGACCACCUGUCCGAGGCAAAGAUGUUCCUGGAAGCCUACAUGCUCGCGAGAGCCAGACAUAUGGACAAGCUGGCGGAAGACGUCGUGCGGAAGUGGGCGGACUACGGCGCACGGAGUGGUAUGCUACUACUAGCGAGCUUCUGUCACUUAGUGUUGGACGAUCCGUACCAAGCGGCCCAUCAGCUGGCCAAAACGCCCAAUGAAGAAAAUCUCAAGCUGGCCAAAGAGUUAGCUCAAUAUGCUGGCCAGACCACAUUUGUCCAGUUCGUCGAGGAAAAGUUGCAGGUAUUGAGAGAAAACGCUGGGGAUGAAAAUGAUCUACAAACUUUACCUUUAAAAGCUGAAUUAUUCACAAACGAGAUAUUAGACGAAUCUAAAGAUGUUAGUGAUGAUGAAGAUUGUAUUGAUGAUGCAGAGCCUACACCAUAGUGGUUAUAUAAGUGUUGAGUGUCCAACAACACAAGCAUGCUUGGCUGUGGUAUUUUUGAAUUUUGAAUUUCUAUGAUGACUUUGUUCUACAGAUUCAUUGGCUUCGUUGAACGCCGUUGAACCGUCAUAAAAUAUGAGAUUGUUUUCAAGUACAAAUUAAAGUUUUCUAUUAAA